GUUGCAUCCCAAGCAGGGUUGAUGGUGUAGAGCAGAGUCGAUGACCAGACCACUUGCGUCUUUCUUCUCUACGUUUUCUCACUGACGGUCUGCACACAUACCACAUCCAGCUAUUCGCACGCCACUAGUCUGCAACGCUUCCGCCAGACCACAGCGUCGCCAAACUCUGGUCGCCCCCCAGACCGUGGUUCAAAAGUCCAUUACACGUCUCUGUGAGAGGCUGCCGAAGACGUCAUAUCCUCCCUCCGACCCGCGAACAACAACAUCACCCACGACCGCGAACACUAAGCGACACACACAUCGCGGAGAGGCUACAUUCGGGGAGCUGGACAACCGGGAUACAUGGAAGAGCGGUAUAGGCACAGGUUCAGCGCAUGAGUCCGGCAACUGCGGCAACCUGGAUUCCACGUACGAAACGCUGGCGGACGACCAGCCCGGCAGCCUGGUCACGCCCGCUGAGAAAGACUUGAUGAGUCAAGAUGGCGGCGCAGAGGAGAACAAUGUCGACAGCCCGGCCGUAACAACAUCCGAAGAUGCGCGAGAACUGGUGCGUCUCAUACAAUGUCCACAGUGCUCGAGGCCGUUCAGAAAUCCUGUCACUCUCCCAUGUGGCAAUUCGCUAUGCAAGACGUGCUUGCCCGAGUCGCACGAACGAGAACACAUCUCCUACCCCGAUCUACCUGGUCGAAGAUUCGGUUUACAAUGUCCGUUCGCAAAUUGCGGCUCGGAGCACCCCGCUUCGGACUGCAGCAUCGAUGUGGUCAUGUCGAAGAUCAUGGAUGCUAUUGCGGAGGUCGUCGCGCGGUACAGCUCCGUUGUGGACAGUGAGCCGAUGCUCAUUGACGACGCGGCACGGUAUGACGAAGUAAUGAGUUCCCAGCCGGAGUCGGAGAAGCCUAACGUUGUUACGGACAUAUCCAUGGGCAAGUUGAUCGCCACAUACAAGCUUGCUGCUCAGGGACUCCUUGACUGCAAGACUGAUCUUGUCUACCCUCCUGAAACGGACGCUACCAAAGUCAUGGACGCGAACGUUAUACAAGAUGUUCUGGAAGCAGCUCAAAAGGAAGUCGACUGCCAAGUCUGUUAUAACGUGAUGCUUGAUCCAGUUACCACUUACUGCGGACACACCUUGUGUCGAAAAUGCAUGGCCCGUGUGCUGGAUCAUUCUCAGCAUUGCCCCGUCUGUCGACGGAGCCUUGCGAUCCCUCCUUCGCUACAACGGCAACCUAGCAACAAGGCACUUGUCGAGUUCCUCGAUGGCUGCUGGCAUGACACAAUGGUGGCCAGAGCAGCUGAUGUUGCGUUACAAGAGCGUGGCGGCGAAGGGCAACCCUCAGUGCCACUUUUCGUCUGCACGCUCGGCUUCCCGAAUCAGCCGACCUUUCUCAGGAUAUUUGAGCCGCGAUACCGAUUAAUGCUGCGUCGCGCAAUGGAAAGCAAUCGUCAAUUCGGCAUGCUCAUGUACAACCGAUAUAGCGAGCCUCAAGGCGAGCUUGGGUCUGUGCAUUUCUACCAAUAUGGAACAAUGUUGCAUGUCUUGCAUUGCCAAGUUCUGGCCGAUGGCACUAGCCUCAUAGAAACGCGAGGCCUCUAUCGCUUCCGGGUCAAAGCGCAUGGCACGCUUGAUGGGUACACGGUCGGCGAAGUAGAGCGCAUCGACGACGUCAGUCUGGCCGAAGAGGAGCGAAUUGAAGCGGAAGAGACGUCUGCGCCAGCGAUGCCAGACGAAGACACUGCGGCACAGAUCAAUCGAAUGUCGACACAAGCACUGCACGAUCUCGGGCGGGAAUUCGUCACAAAGAUGCAAGCACGAAGCGCAAACUGGCUGCAGCAGCGAGUCCUAGACAUCCAUGGUCAGCCACCGGAGGAUGCUUCUUCGUUCCCGUACUGGUUCGCGAGCGUCCUGCCGAUCAGCGAAGACGAGAAGUACAAGCUGUUGGGCACUCGUACAGUCCGGGAAAGGUUGAAGAUAACGGCCACCUGGAUUCGAAGGAUCGAAUCGCAAAGAUGGUAUCAAACCAAUGCGUGCCGUAUCCUUUGACUAGCCGUAGCAACUUAUUUGGCACCGGCUCUCCUCCUUUUGGUAGCAGUUUGUAUACACUGGGCACGUCCCGGGCCGUCAUCACACACAUAAGACUUUAAUGAUACCCCAUGAUUUGGACGGCUUGGAGUGGUUUGGAAAUUUGGCAGAGUGGCAUUGCGCUGGCGCAUGGGUGCAUUCGAGGGUGGAGAUUGCAUGAAUGGGUGUUCAUAUGCUGGACGAUUAUGAGAUCGACUGAGCUGGCGUCACAAUCAGCGAUGUAUAACGAAAGCUUGCAUGUGAGAUAGAGCGGACAUGUCUUGGAAUGGCAUGUCGGGUUAUUCAACAAUGUUCUCAGCAUCAUCUCGUUGCGCGGUGCUUGACCUUAUCGAGGAGGGCCAGAGGUGUGCGGUUAUUUGAGGGAAGAUAGCACUGUCCACAACCUCUGCAGCACCUCGUCGACAACAGCGCACCUUGGUGGAAUCGUGAUAACAGGCUCGGUUCCGAGAUACUCUUCUCACGAUCGAGUCCAGAC
Molecule: messenger RNA, 2555 nt
Organism: Cercospora beticola
Lineage: Eukaryota; Fungi; Ascomycota; Dothideomycetes; Mycosphaerellales; Mycosphaerellaceae
Product: LON peptidase N-terminal domain and RING finger protein
Molecular function (GO): ubiquitin protein ligase activity
Source: RefSeq, a predicted model, not a curated record